UUGGGGCCCCUCCCCCGGCCGCGCACGGGAAGUCAGGACGAGGCGGAACUUGGAGCUGCGCAGGUUGGCUGCGGCUGGCUGGGGGGCUCUGGAGCUGCCAAGGGUAGGGGCGUCCAGUGGGGGCGGCCGGGAGCGGCAGACACAGAGACCUCGGUGCGGCGUGCCCCAGCAGCACCGGACAGGUGAAGGGCGACCCGGGCCGGGCCUGGCGUUCUCUGGUCUGCACCCCUGGACUCGAGUGAUCGCGCGUCUCCUUCCCCGCACCCUGCGAGCUCGGCGCAGGCCCUGGGGUGUCCCCAGGCAGAGUCGCCCAGGAUGGUGGAGACUGAAGACCUCAUGCGCCUCCGGCUGCACAACCUGGGGCUUCUGAGGCAGCUGUGGGCCGGGCAGGCUGCUGUGCAGUGUGCGGUGGCCCGGGCAGUGUCCAAGUCAGGCGUGGACUCCAGCAGCAGCAGCUGUGACUCCGAGAUGCCACUGACCCCAGAAACGUCCUCGGCCUCCCCCAGCACCUCCUGCUCACAGGACCAAUGGUGCGCGUGGGCCCCCCUGGACACCCAUCGGGGUCACCCCUGUGACACGGCCUGGGCCCGCUCCAGGGUGUCCUCUCUGCCUCCUGCCAAGUGCCAGCGUCCCGGGGCCCUGGGCCCUCCGAGGCCUCACUCGGUGCCCCUGCUGGCUUCCAGUGACCUGUGGGAGCCAUCCACGGGGCCCGAUGAUCCGGGGCCUCGGGACGCCCAGGUCCCGAAGUCCAUGCUGGCCCGGCGGAGCAGGCCGUCCAAGCCCCGAGUGACCUUCUGCGAGGAGUCUGCAGUGCCCGAGAGCAGCUGGCGCCUCCGGCCCUACCUGGGCUACGACUGGAUCGCAGGGUCCCUGGACAGCAGCUCACCUGUCAGCAGCAAGCCCGAGGCCUUCUUCUCCGAGCUGCAGGAGUUCCGGGAGGCCCACCGGGAGGAGUGCAUCGGCCGCGUCCACGAGCCCCACCUCCAAGGCCUGCGGCAGGGUGAGGAUGCGGAGAAGGGCCAUGAGUGUGUGUUCUCCUACCGUGUCAACCGGCGCCUGUUCCUGGUGCCCUCGGACCCUGGUGUCCCCUGCCGCUUGUGUGGGACCCCUCGGGACCAGCGGGGCCCCGAGACCCUGGCAGAGCCUGCACAGGUCCAGGUGAGCGUCCCGCCCUCGGUCCUGGACCCCCCGCACCGGUACCGUAUCCACCGACGCAAGAGCUUCGACGCCUCCAACACGCUGGCCCUGCCUCGGCACUGUCUGCUGGGCUGGGACAUUGCCCCUCCAAAGCCCGAGAGAAGCUCGGCCCCCAGGAGUCUCGACCUCUGGUCCUCGGUCUCCUCUGCGGCCCAGCACCGGAAGCUGCUGGCCGCCAGCCCUUCUCACCUGGCCUUGCCAGAGCAGGCCCCGCGCCCCACUCCGAUGUGGUCAGAGCCCCAAGUCCCACGGGCCCCACAGUGAAGCCCUGAGCUCUGGCCACCUGGACGGCAGCGCUGUCAGCCCCAGCGUCCUCUGCAGGCAGUGCCACGAGGAGGAAGCCCCUGCCCACCUCGGGAUACAGAGUGGGGUCUCGGGGUGGGGCCAGUGGUUUUGGGGAUGAGUUUGUAAUAAAGCCCCGCUCCUGUUCCUGCC
Molecule: messenger RNA, 1632 nt
Organism: Heterocephalus glaber (naked mole-rat)
Lineage: Eukaryota; Metazoa; Chordata; Mammalia; Rodentia; Bathyergidae
Gene: Miip
Product: migration and invasion inhibitory protein
Biological process (GO): negative regulation of cell migration; negative regulation of G2/M transition of mitotic cell cycle
Source: RefSeq, a predicted model, not a curated record